CAAAUACUCCGCACUUUUCUACUGAGCAUAUUACUUUUCUCUCUAGUGCCGGGUGUAGGAGGAGCUCGGAGGAAGAGGCAGAACAUCUCUACUUACGGGUGUCGAUUUCGAAGUUACCGCCGGGAAGGAUGGAAUCUGCAGAACUUUUUCUGUGCAGAAUGUGAAUGGAAAGAGCCGGCUGUAGGAGGAGCUCAAAGGAAGGGGUGGAGCAUCUCUACUUCCAGGUGUCCAUCUCGGAGUUACCGUCUGGAAAUAUGGAAUCUACAGAACUUUUUCUGUGCAGGAUGUGAAUGGAGA
Staurois parvus is the source of this 297-nucleotide messenger RNA. Lineage: Eukaryota; Metazoa; Chordata; Amphibia; Anura; Ranidae. The record is from the annotation of a GenBank genome assembly.